AUGCUGUGUUUUUUUGGGGUUGUCAUACUACAAGUUUUGACAUCUGUUCUGUCCUAUCCAAGCGGGGCACCAACAGCUUGUGUGGAUAUGAUGCCCAGGCAUGGAGGAGUACAGCCCAAGCCAAACCCUGCUCCAUACACCAUCCAUCCAAGCAGUACAACUUUUCAGACUGGCAAACCCAUCACAGUUGUAAUCAAAGGUCCAGACUAUAGUAGCGUGCUCCUUGAGGCUCGCUCUGGAUUCGACUCAAAAGCAACAGGAACCUGGCAGACACCUCCAACUAACACAAAGUUCUUAGCGUGUUCAGGAAACCAGCAAGGUGCAAUCACCCAUGCCAACACCAACAUAAAAAACAACUCCACCGUCUAUACCUGGAUUCCACCAGCUACAGCCAAAAAUGUCGUCUUUUUGGCCACUGUAGCCCAGCAGCACACUGUGUUCUGGGUAGACGGGAUGUCUUCAGCUUUGACUUCCAGUGAAGGAGGAACAUCACUUGAUGUACACAGUAGUGCUGAAAGGAUUGUCACACCUCCCCUGUUACUUCUUGUUGUCCUGCUGGCAAGUGUUCAAUACCUAGUUGCUUAA
Molecule: messenger RNA, 585 nt
Organism: Sinocyclocheilus anshuiensis
Lineage: Eukaryota; Metazoa; Chordata; Actinopteri; Cypriniformes; Cyprinidae
Product: putative defense protein 3
Exons: 5
Coding region: 1-585 (194 amino acids)
Cellular component (GO): membrane
Source: RefSeq, a predicted model, not a curated record